CCAACUCGCUCGUCUUCGCCAUCAUGGGGUUCAUGUGCUUGUUCGGCGCGCCCCUCGCCAACAGCAUUGGUCUACGAUGGACGCUUUUUCUGGGUGCUAUCGGGUACCCUGUUUACUCGGCUGGCUUGUAUGCGAACAAUCGUUUCGGCAAUACUUGGCUUGUGCUAGUCGGCGCCGUGGCGUGCGGGUUGAGCGCUGGUGCUUUUUGGUGCUCGGAAGCAGCUAUCGCGGUAGGCUAUCCCGAGCCUGGAAAAAGAGGCCGUUACCUGAACAUAUGGCUGUGGUUCCGCACGGGCGGACCCUUGGUCGGCGGCGCCAUCGUGCUCGCGCUGAACCACGACGAGGGCACCAAGGCUAAGGGCAAGGUAGGAUACCAAGUAUACCUGAUAUUCAUCGCGCUGCAAUGCGUUGCGGCUCCUCUCGCGCUGGCGCUGUCGCCACCGGAGAAAGUGCAGCGUUCGGAUGGAUCGAAAGUUAUCAUCAAGAGCGAAGGCUCUUUCGCAGGGGAGUUCCGUGCGCUAUGGACGGCCUGCAAGCGCAAGGACAUCCUCCUCCUGCUACCGGUUUUCUGGGCGGCCUACUUCAACCAGUACAGCAGCAACUUCCAGUCGUACUACUUCGGCGUGCGGGCGCGCGCCUUGAUCGGCUUCGUGAACAACUUCGGCACCCUGCUCUCGUCGCAAAUCAUGAGCACGCUGCUGGAUUAUAAGGGUCUUCCGGUCAAGAAGCGCAUAGCGGUCGGCUUUUUCUACGUCGUCGUGGUGCACAUAGUGGCCUGGGUAUACGGCUGGGUGAUUCAAAUUCGGUAUAACAGCAACCCGCCCGCCUACGACUGGGAGGACAAGGGUUUCGUCGAGGGCUUCUUCGUGCUGGUCCUGUGGGACUUUUCUCGACAGUCACUUCAGAAUUGGCUUUAUUACCUCGUCGCUAGCAUGACUGACAAUAUCUCGGAGUUGACGCGGUUCUCGGGCAUCUUAAGAGGACAGGAGAGCUUUGCUCAGGCCAUUAGUUUUGGAAUCAAUACGCAAAAAUUCAGGGUUGCCGGGCGUGUGCCUCUAGCCGUAAAUACCAUCCUGCUUGGUCUAUCGGUAUUCCCCACGUGGCUUGUUGUCCGUAACCACGUUCCGGUCGAGCAAGAUGCCGAGCACGCCUCCGACAACGAAAGUCACGCUGAAGAAGGCCUGGCGGGUCAAAUUCUGGAUUCUAGUGAAAAACAGAAGUUUGCUGUUGGGAAGACGAGCAUCGGGGGAGAUGCUGCAAUCUGAAGGGUAUGAUGUAGAUCAAUAGAAUUCACUUCCAGCCGAAUCUUGGUGAAUGAUAUAAUUGAAAAUAUAUUCCUUCUGUGGCGUUAAGAUAUUCUAAAGCGGACAUAUAGACGCAUGAUAGUCACCUAGGC
This is a messenger RNA of Daldinia decipiens, 1396 nucleotides long. RefSeq names its product MFS general substrate transporter. NCBI's taxonomy places the organism in Eukaryota, Fungi, Ascomycota, Sordariomycetes, Xylariales, Hypoxylaceae. Gene Ontology annotation, biological process: transmembrane transport. The record is from RefSeq and is a predicted model, not a curated record. The coding region runs from base 24 to 1265 and encodes 413 amino acids. Gene Ontology annotation, molecular function: transmembrane transporter activity. The transcript has 5 exons.